Molecule: messenger RNA, 590 nt
Organism: Thlaspi arvense
Lineage: Eukaryota; Viridiplantae; Streptophyta; Magnoliopsida; Brassicales; Brassicaceae
Source: the annotation of a GenBank genome assembly
AUAUCUUUCUUAUCUCUAUAGAUAUUCUCUUAGCUUUUAUACCUUAGUAAUUCUGAUGGGAUUAAUGUCUCAAUCGCUUUUCAGCCUCCAAUGUUUCUCUCGUUCUGUCAACAACAGAAUCGUAAUGGGAAGAUCUAUUAUGAUCACACAAGCCUCUCAAAGGGCAUAUGAUGCAAUAAGAAACAGCGGAGAGAAGCCACCGUGGACAGCAGACCGUGAAACUGGAUACUACAGACCUGAAACCAUAGCAAAAGAGUUAGGUCCAUACAUUGUGACAACGUCUAAAAGUGAAGUUACAACAACGAGGAGAGGAGAAAAGUUAUGGUGGAUGCCCGAUCUGCAAACCGGAUUCUAUAGGCCUGACACUUUUGUGAGAGAGCUCGACGCAGCUGAGCUACGGUCAAUGCAUUUAAACGAAAAUGAAAACACAGCGUGAGCCAAAUGAUAUCUCUAUAUAUACACAUGUGUUUCUUUAUUUUAAUUAUUCUAGUUUCAUCUUUGAAGUGUGAAACUAGGAAGUGUUGGGGCAAAUUAAUCAUCGUUUGCUUCGCUGCUUCUUCUCAUUUUUAGCCGUACUGAGUUUGUCUAGC